This is a messenger RNA of Grosmannia clavigera kw1407, 2310 nucleotides long. Its product is annotated as protein transport protein. The record is from RefSeq and is a predicted model, not a curated record. The transcript is spliced from 7 exons. Gene Ontology annotation, molecular function: GTPase activator activity; zinc ion binding. Gene Ontology annotation, cellular component: COPII vesicle coat; endoplasmic reticulum exit site. NCBI's taxonomy places the organism in Eukaryota, Fungi, Ascomycota, Sordariomycetes, Ophiostomatales, Ophiostomataceae. Bases 1 to 2310 code for a protein of 769 amino acids. Gene Ontology annotation, biological process: intracellular protein transport; COPII-coated vesicle cargo loading; COPII-coated vesicle budding.
AUGGACUACGAGAUGCUGAAAGAGCAAUGGAGCGAGGUGGAAGAUCGCGAUGGCGUCCGUCUGAGCUGGAACGUCUUUCCCAGCACCCGGAUGGAAGCGUCGCGCCUCGUCGUUCCCAUCGGAGCCCUCUACACCCCGCUGAAGGAAAAGCCCGACACUCCCCUGCUGCAAUUUGAGCCGGUUACUUGCAAGCAGCCUUGCCGCUCUGUGCUCAACCCAUUCUGCCAAGUCGACACUCGUGCUCGUCUCUGGGUGUGCCCGUUUUGUUUGUCACGCAACCCGCUUCCACCGCAUUACAAAGACAUCACUGCGAACGCCAUCCCGCCCGAGCUCCACCCGUCCAACACCACGAUCGAGUAUCGGCUGUCGCGCCCGGCCCAGAACCCUCCCAUCUUCUUCUAUGUUGUGGACACCUGCCAAGAAGAUGACAGCCUGGCUGCUCUCAAGGAGUCGCUUAUCAUGAGCCUGAGCCUUCUGCCGGAGAACGCCCUCGUGGGCUUGAUCACCUUUGGUACUAUGACCCAAGUCCAUGAGAUUGGCUACACCGAAUGCGCAAAAUCCUAUGUUUUUCGGGGCAGCAAGGAGUACAACCCGAAGCAGGUUCAGGAGAUGCUGGGUCUUUCGCAAACUAUGGCUCGGCCUGGCAUGCAGCCCGGCCGGAACGCCCCCAUGGGACCUGCUGCGCGCUUCCUUCUUCCGGUGCAACAGGGAGAAUUUCAGCUCACCAAGGCUCUCGAGCAGUUGCAGAAGGACCCUUGGCCGGUCGCCAACGACCGUCGCAGUCUUCGUUGCUCCGGUGUAGCCUUGAGCGUUGCCGUCAGCUUGCUUGAAUCCUCUUUCCAGAACUCUGGUGGGCGCAUCAUGCUGUUCACAGGCGGUCCUGCUACUGAGGGCCCAGGUAUGGUUGUCGGCCCUGAGCUGAGAGAGCCCAUCCGAUCGCACCACGACAUCGACCGAGACAAUGCCAAAUACUAUAAGAAGGCUCUCAAGUUUUAUGACAACCUUGCUAAGAGAACAGCCCAUAAUGGACACAUCAUAGACAUCUUUGCGGGUUGUCUCGACCAGGUCGGCCUGCUUGAGAUGAAGGGCUUGUGUAACUCGACUGGUGGCCACAUGAUCUUGACGGAUAGCUUUACCUCGUCCAUGUUUAAGCAGUCUUUCGUACGGGUCUUCGAAAAGGACGGUGACGAUAACUUACUCAUGGGUUUCAAUGCUGUUCUGGAGGUACUGACAACAAAGGAGCUGAAAGUGACCGGUCUUAUCGGCCACGCCGUCUCUCUUAACAAGAAGUCGACGUCUGUGGGCGAAACUGAGAUCGGUGUCGGCAACACUUGCGCAUGGAAGAUGUGUGGCAUCGAUCCGAGCGCCAGUUACGGCAUCUACUUUGAGAUUGCCCAGGGCAACCCGUCUCAAAUUCAGCAAGCACAGCAGAGAGGCAUGAUGCAAUUUUUGACAUACUAUCAACACUCAUCGGGCCAGUUCCAUCUUCGCGUAACAACCAUCUCUCGGAAUCUCAGCGGUCCUGCAGGUGACCCAACCCUCGCCCACUCAUUCGAUCAAGAGGCAGCGGCUGUACUUAUGUCUCGCAUCGCCGUCUUCAAGGCCGACGUGGACGACGGACCGGAUGUUUUGCGCUGGGUGGACCGCAUGCUGAUUCGGCUAUGCUCUCGGUUUGCCGACUACAGAAAAGACGACCCAUCAUCGUUCCGCCUGGAAAAGAACUUCACCCUGUACCCACAGUUCAUGUUCCACUUGCGGAGAAGCCAGUUCCUUCAGGUGUUCAACAACUCCCCCGAUGAGACGGCCUUCUAUCGACAUGUGCUGAACCAUGAGGACGUCAGCAAUUCACUUGUCAUGAUUCAGCCCACGCUUGACUCCUACACCUUCGAUCAAGACGGCGGCCAGCCCGUUCUUCUGGACUCGACUUCCAUCCAGCCCACUCACAUUCUCCUCCUCGAUACUUUCUUCCACAUCCUAAUUUUCCACGGCGAGACCAUCGCGCAGUGGAGAAAAGCGGGCUACCAGAGCCAGGAAGGUUACGAAAACUUCGCUACAUUGCUCGAGCAGCCAAAGGAAGAUGCAAGGGAUCUGAUCACAGACCGGUUCCCGCUGCCUCGGUUCAUCGUCUGCGAUGCCGGUGGAUCUCAAGCACGUUUCUUGUUGUCCAAGCUGAACCCAUCUACAACACACACCUCAGGUGCAUACGGAAGUAUGGGUGCCCAAUCUGCGCAGACAAUUUUCACAGACGAUGUGUCUUUGCAGACGUUUAUGGAUCAUUUGAUGAAGUUGGCUGUGAGCGGUACGAAUUAA